GUGAAGUGCAAGGAUCACGGUAAUUCUGUAAUUCGGCAUUUUAUCUGUCUAGAAACCUUAAAACAUCUAUACUAUUUUACAGGACCGUGGAAGAGCAGUUCAGGCGCUUGGACUCCAAGCACAGAAUGUCGCUUUGUGAUCUUACGGACGUCGAAAGGAGGAGAUGGCAUUUCUAGUGUUCUUCUUGGAAACAUCUCGAUGGACCAUGCCACGGAUUCUUUCGCCGAGCUAACCACGCUGUCUGGUGGUGGUUUGGCCGUCGCUACGAAGUCCAGCUCCUUCGGUGCUUGUCACCUGAACAUCUCGGUGUUCAAAGCAGCUGCCCUUGUCGAAGGAGCUCAGCCCACUGCACAGACCUCAAAAUUACUUCUUCGUGAUGCUUGCGAAGGAGCGCCGCUAGUGACGGGCUUUGCAGACAUUGCAGACGGUGGAUUUGAUAGUUUGGUUGUGCUUUCAGCAACCAAAAUCAACAUCUUUCCUGUCAUACGUGGUCUUCUGGGCGAGAUGAUCUCCUGGCCUCUGCCGCUCUCAAAUGAGCUGCCGACCGCUCUCCUUUCGUUGCCAGGGAACAUUCUUGUGGUUGCCUCCAUAUGGUCAAUUUGGCUUUUACAGCUCCACCUGUCCGCACCUCCCUACCCGUUGGGAGACCCACUCAGGGUUAACGAUGGCUCUGAGCUCCUGACGGAGAUUUUCUCUUGGGGCCACCAGGGAUUGAUGGUGUACAGCGACACCUACUAUUUCUUCAACUAUUCUUCGGUCAGCAAGGGCUCUCCGGAAGAAUGGCAGAACAUUCUGGGCACGCUGGGCGGCUACGUGCGUGUUGUCGUGGGCGUCGGAAACGGCGCUGUUGCCGUGGCUCCCAACCGAUCACACCCGGAGUACUCGGCCCUGUACUUCGUGACAAACUCCACCCCUCAUGGGGAUUGGCAGGCAGCUGUGUUGGGCAACCUCACUUCUGCGGCUGUUUCGACUGGCACCUCAAUCGUGGCUUUGUCUAACGACAUUCUGGUAGUGCCCGAUAUUGGCAACGGACCAGGCCAUUGCCUCUUUUACGACUUGUCGGCAGAUGCCAUCGGCCGGAAAGAGAAUGUGCAAGGCAAUGUGAUCACGCCGUUCUGCAUCCUUCUGGCGAACGUUUCGGGGAGUUUGCUCGGUAGCAGUGCCCAGGGGGACCUUGUUCUGGCCGGAUCUACGCCAAAGUCGGUCCGAUUGCUUCGUGCAGCUGACAUUGCGCACUGUCGGUUUUCUUCCUUCUUGGAGUUGCAAUCCACGGACGCAACGCGGGUCUACUCAGACGUGUCCCAGUUUAGCCAAGGGCCGGUCCGUGCUGUUUCCUGCUGCGGCGGUGGCCUUGCAGCCAUUCAUUCACCAAUUGCUACCAGGAAGUCCCUGCUCCCCGACCGCCUCUCGCUGUUCAAUGCUUCGGUGCUUGCAGACGGCGGAUUUUCGGCCGAAGAUCUGGAGGCCG
Messenger RNA from Symbiodinium sp. CCMP2456, 1468 nucleotides. The record is from the annotation of a GenBank genome assembly. Lineage: Eukaryota; Dinophyceae; Suessiales; Symbiodiniaceae.